CGCUCGGUGCCCAGCGCCUCGCAUUAUUUCCCUUGGCUCUGCCUAGCCAUACUAAGUACGCGACCCCGGCGCUGUCCGCCGUCGCACCUCCAUGACGUCAGGCGCGCCACCACCUUCGGGCUCGGGGGCGGGGCCGCGGGGCUGGCCAGCCGGGGGCGGGGCCGGGGCCAGGGCAGAGCUCGCGGCCUCCGCGGCCAUAGCUGCCUGCGCCGUCCCUUCCCCUCACGCGCUCCCCGCCCUCCUGGGCCGAGUGGGGUUGGGUGGUGUCGGCGGCGUCUCCCUGAGGGGCACCGCGGCUUCAGGAGCUGGGCCUCCAGUGUGGCGCGAUGUCAGGUGCCGUGACGGCUCUGUGAGUCCGAGGAGGCGGCCGUGGCGCUGAGCGGCUACGGGGCCUGGCCCGGGUCCGCUCAUGGUGCCGCCACGACGCCAUCGCGGGGCAGGAAGGCCAGGGGCGCUGAGUUCUUCACCUCCUUUUAGACUGAGAUUUGCCAAGUUUUGCCGCAUUGCUCUUGAAGAUCUCAGAAAGGCUCUUAAGACGAGACUGCAAAUGGUGUGUGUAUUUAUCAUGAACCGACUGAAUUCCCAGAACAGUGGCUUCACUCAGCGCAGGCGAAUGGCUCUUGGGAUUGUUAUUCUCCUGCUUGUUGAUGUCAUAUGGGUUGCUUCCUCUGAACUUACUUCGUAUGUUUUUACCCAGUACAACAAACCAUUCUUCAGCACCUUUGCAAAAACUUCUAUGUUUGUUUUGUACCUUUUGGGCUUCAUUAUUUGGAAGCCAUGGAGACAACAGUGUACAAGAGGACUUCGAGGAAAGCAUGCUGCUUUUUUUGCAGAUGCUGAAGGUUACUUUGCUGCUUGCACGACAGAUACAACUAUGAAUAGUUCUUUGAGUGAACCUCUAUAUGUUCCUGUGAAAUUUCAUGACCUUCCAAGUGAAAAACCUGAGAGCACAAACAUUGAUACUGAAAAAACUCCCAAAAAGUCUCGUGUGAGGUUCAGUAAUAUCAUGGAGAUUCGACAGCUUCCAUCAAGCCAUGCAUUGGAAGCAAAGUUGUCUCGCAUGUCAUAUCCUGUGAAAGAACAAGAAUCCAUACUGAAAACUGUGGGGAAACUUACUGCAACUCAAGUAGCGAAAAUUAGCUUUUUUUUUUGCUUUGUGUGGUUUUUGGCAAAUUUGUCAUAUCAAGAAGCACUUUCAGACACACAAGUUGCUAUAGUUAAUAUUUUAUCUUCAACUUCUGGACUUUUUACCUUAAUCCUUGCUGCAGUAUUUCCAAGUAACAGUGGAGAUAGAUUUACCCUUUCUAAACUAUUAGCUGUAAUUUUAAGCAUUGGAGGUGUUGUUCUGGUAAACCUGUCAGGGUCUGAAAAAUCUGCUGGAAGAGAUACAAUAGGUUCCGUUUGGUCUCUUGUUGGAGCCAUGCUCUAUGCUGUCUAUAUUGUUAUGAUUAAGAGAAAAGUAGACAGAGAAGACAAGUUGGAUAUUCCAAUGUUCUUUGGUUUUGUAGGUUUGUUUAAUCUGCUGCUCUUAUGGCCAGGUUUCUUUUUACUACAUUAUACUGGAUUUGAGGACUUCGAGUUUCCCAAUAAAGUAGUAUUAAUGUGCAUUAUCAUUAAUGGCCUUAUUGGAACAGUACUCUCAGAGUUCCUAUGGUUGUGGGGAUGCUUUCUUACCUCAUCAUUGAUAGGCACACUUGCGCUAAGCCUUACAAUACCUCUGUCCAUAAUAGCUGACAUGUGUAUGCAAAAGGUGCAGUUUUCUUGGUUAUUUUUUGCAGGAGCUAUCCCUGUAUUUUUUUCAUUUUUUAUUGUAACUCUCCUAUGCCAUUAUAAUAAUUGGGAUCCUGUGAUGGUGGGAAUCAGAAGAAUAUUUGCUUUUAUAUGCAGAAAACAUCGGAUUCAGAGAGUUCCGGAAGACAGCGAACAGUGUGAGAGUCUCAUUUCUAUGCACAGUGUUUCUCAGGAGGAUGGAACUAGUUAGCUGUUGUCGGUAGCCCAGCUUGAAAUUGGAACAUUAUACAGCGAAGAGACAAUCUCUGGCAAGUUUUUGUAGAAAAAUAUUUCAGUGCCUAGUCUGGAAAAUAACAGUUUCAGUUAUUUGAAACUCUAAAAUAUAUUUUUCUCAUAUAUGUUUUCUUCAUUUUCAUAAUGAAGCACUUUGCUAUGUAGCUGUGUACAUAUCACUACAAUUAUAGGAAGUUCCAGUCUACAGUCCAUCCAAAGGACCAACCUGCCUUACACAUCUCAAGGAAUUCAGCUGUUGAAAUCAUUUGAACUAAUCAAGGAAUAAAUCCUAAUGUUCUGAGACUUUAUUUUCACAUAUUUGUUAAAUGCUGGACUAUAUUAUGGAAAUGUUUUCAAGAAAUCAUUUAAGUGUUCAUAGAUCAGUGUUUCUGACAGGUAAAAGGCUAAAUUAAGCUACCUGUAAUAAGUAUGGAUUAUAUGGGUUUUGUAGAAUAUUGCAAAUGAACCACACAAAAAAAUGUUUAAUUUAUGCAACAAGCAUGCUUGUGCAAAUUUCGUGGGACUUUAAAAAGAAUAAAUAUUUGAGAAAAUAUCAGGUUCACUUACACUACAUUUAUUGUAUUAUUCUUUUAUAGCAUUAGGUGCCUUGUAUUUUAAAUCUGUGACAAACCAUGGCAAAUUUUUAAAGGGGAAGUAUUAUAAAAUGAAGAAUUAUGUAUUUCUAGAGGGUAUAUUGCUGUAAACUUAAUUGAUAAAGCUCUUUUUAAUUUAGAGUUUUGAAGAGAUAUUCUCUCUUUAAAUUAAGAAAUUUUCAUAAUGGAAUGAUUUAAAUUGUAGUGACAAAGAGUGUUAUUAAAAUACAAUGUUUUUAUGUGUA
Molecule: messenger RNA, 2842 nt
Organism: Sapajus apella (tufted capuchin)
Lineage: Eukaryota; Metazoa; Chordata; Mammalia; Primates; Cebidae
Gene: SLC35F5
Product: solute carrier family 35 member F5
Exons: 16
Coding region: 410-1981 (523 amino acids)
Biological process (GO): regulation of peptide transport
Cellular component (GO): membrane
Source: RefSeq, a predicted model, not a curated record